Messenger RNA from Ilex paraguariensis (yerba mate), 1644 nucleotides. The record is from the annotation of a GenBank genome assembly. NCBI's taxonomy places the organism in Eukaryota, Viridiplantae, Streptophyta, Magnoliopsida, Aquifoliales, Aquifoliaceae.
CGCCACUUUCCUCUCUGCUUUUCUCUCUCGAAUUUGCGAAUAAAUCAAAUUCAUUUCGUGAACUUGGAGCGUCGCGCAUAAAUCAAGAGAGAUCCCUCAUCAUCCUUUUAUUUCCCCGCUCUCUUCAAUCAUCCUCAGCUCAUUGUAGAGAGAGAGAGAGAGAACUCUUUCUCUUUCUCUUGGUUAAGCUCUUUCAAGUAAAGCAAAUCAGACCUUUCUUUGAGUAUCCCCUGAAUCUCCUCUUUUUUGUUUACAAACAAACACUCACAUUAUUUUCCCAGGAAAAAACACAGAGAAAAUAACCCAUUCACUCCUCAGAUUUCCCUCGAAAAGGAAAAAGUUUCAUUCAAAGUCAGCCUUCUCUUUUCCUUUCUCUAAUUUCCAAGCAGUUUCUCUACUUUUUGGCCCUUCCCUCCCUUUUCACUAGUGAAAAUGAGAGUCGAUUUCCCCAAACUCACAAUGAAGAAAUUCAGAUUAUCAGCAUCUCUUAUGUUUUCCAUUAUUACAUUCUCUCUCUUCAACAACUCACUCGCCGGUCUCCUUGCCGAACCGGCACAUCCCUUAAAACCCGGAGAUUAUAAUCCGAACACCGUCCCCGCAUUUCCGGUGCAGACCGAAGCCGAAAUCUGCCGGCUCGACUUAUCAGCUGAGUUAUUCGGUGGCGUAAACGACGCAUGCGGACAUAACCUCGACCGUAGCCGGUGCUGUCCAGUCCUAGCCGCUUGGCUUUUCGCGGCUCACGCUCGGUCUGCUCUCCAAGUCCAGCCGGCUGAGCCGCCGGCGAGUUCGGACCUUCCGAUGAUGCCCGAUGACUCGCAGAAGUGUGUUAACUCGCUCCAGAGUUCGCUUCAGAGUCGGAACAUUCACAUUCCUCAGCCGAACUCGUCAUGCGACGCUGUCUUGUGCUUUUGUGGGAUUAGGCUUCAUCAGAUUAGUUCCCUGAGUUGUCCGGCGGCGUUUAACGUCACGACUUCGCAUCUUAACGCGACUCCGACUGCUGCGGUGAGGAAUUUGGAGAAGCAUUGCCGGAAUUCUUCGUACGCUGGGUGUACUAAGUGCCUCGGAGCUCUACAAAAGUUAAAAGGUGAGGGUAAAAAUGGAACCCACGAUGAUGAAGACGGCAACGGUGACAGAUUGAACAAGAUGUUCAACAGAGACUGCCAGCUAAUGGGGCUGACGUGGCUACUAGCAAAGAACAAAACGGCGUACAUACCAACCGUUUCAGCUGUAUUGCGGGCCAUCAUGUACAGUGCGCACCCACCCCACCAGUCCAAGUGUAGCCCUGACCAGGAGAACAUGCCCUUGGCCGUGAAUUCACUCCAGUUCGAAAAGACCGAUUCAACGUCGUCGUCGUCCACUGUUACUUUGCCUAUCAGUGCAUUUACAUUUUUGCCCCUAAUCAUUCUACUUUGUUUGUGUAAUGAUCUGUUCGGCUUCUUGUUUGUUUGGCCUUUUACUUAACCCUCCCUCCUGCUGUUUUUGUAUGUGAUGUCGGGGGUUCACGUGAAGCUUAAUGACAAAGGGGGAACAGGGGUCCUUUUGUCUUUUUGUGCUACUGUAAAUUUCAUACUUGUUUUUACCUGUUGUGCCACCUGCCCUGUCUUUUCCGUUUUCUUUUGGCUCUUAUUUUCUUACUGUACUUAA